AUGGUGAGCAGGCGCGCUGUACCAACUGGAAUGCGACCUCGGCAGCUCAAGCUUCGUUUGUCAAAGCUAAACUACAGUGCCACGAAUCCAAAUAUGUACCUCGUCACUCUCCUUGCUCUUGCCUACACCUUCUUCAGCGUCGCCAUCGCCAAGAUCCCGCCCCCAGACUGCUCGAAUUGUCCCGACAUCGGCGCCAAACGCUGCCACUACGCAAACUUCAAGCGUCAGGUCCAGGAGUGCAAAUAUGACACGAAAGUAGCCCAUGGGUGCUGGAAGACAUUCCAGAGUUGUGGCCUACAUACCUGUACCGAAGAUGGCGGAGCACACUGCUGGGAGAACUAG
This is a messenger RNA of Parastagonospora nodorum SN15, 342 nucleotides long. RefSeq lists its product as hypothetical. The record is from RefSeq and is a predicted model, not a curated record. Lineage: Eukaryota; Fungi; Ascomycota; Dothideomycetes; Pleosporales; Phaeosphaeriaceae. The transcript is spliced from 3 exons. Bases 1 to 342 code for a protein of 113 amino acids.